This is a messenger RNA of Prunus avium (sweet cherry), 2476 nucleotides long. RefSeq names its product putative catabolite repression protein creC. The record is from RefSeq and is a predicted model, not a curated record. Gene Ontology annotation, molecular function: protein binding. Lineage: Eukaryota; Viridiplantae; Streptophyta; Magnoliopsida; Rosales; Rosaceae.
AAACUCCAAAGUCAACCAUGUUCCAAAAAGAAGAAAACAAAAACCACACUUUCCCUUUCCUUUCCCACUUUCACAAUCUCAUCGGAGACACCAAUACACCGCGAAGCACCCGAUCCCUCCUCUCGCCGAGAAGAAGAACAGCAUACAAGAAAAGAGCACCCAGUCAAAAACACUCUACGAUGUUGUUUCUGUCUUAGAGUCUGUUACUCUAAAUUUCGUCGACGAUGUUCAACAACGGCUACAACAACAACAACAGAAACGGAUUGAACUCGAUGUCGCCCACAUCAUCAUCGACAACGACGACGACCCAAACGACGUCGUCUUCUUCGUCUUCCUCAGCGGCAACAACAAAUUCCCAAACCCAGUCCCUUAUAAAGGCCUAUUUCAAAACCCCAGAGGGCCGCUACAAGCUUCACUCGGAGAAGACUCGGCCUCCCAAUCUCCUUCCUUAUUCGUACGCCAAGUCAAUUUCUCAGGUGACCGUAGCCCAGCUCAAGGAUAAGCCUAGCCAGCCUGGGCUGACGCCCAGUUUCAGCACCACAGGAGUGAGGUCUGCAGCGGCGAGGCUGUUGGGAGGAAAUGGUGGCAAAGCUCUCAGCUUUGUGGGAGGGGGUGGCUAUAGCAAAACCAGCAAUGGAAGUAGUAGAAGUAGUCAUUUUGCAGGGUCUAAUGGGACUCAUUAUACAAAUAGUUCCAGUCACGGUGGCAAAGGGUUCUUUUUGGUUUUCAAUGUUGGAGAUACUGUUUAUAUCAGUGACCUCAAUUCGCCUGACAAGGAUCCUAUAAAAUCAUUGCAUUUUAGUAAUUCGAAUCCGGUGUGUCAUGCAUUUGAUUCUGAAGCCAAGGAUGGGCAUGACUUGCUUAUUGGAUUGAGCUCUGGAGAUAUUUAUUCGGUGUCUUUGAGACAGCAAUUGCAAGAUUCUGGAAAGAAGCUUGUUGGUGCCCAACAUUAUAACAAAGAAGGUUCUGUUAGUAGCAGUCGGUGUACCAGUAUUGCAUGGGUUCCCAAAAGCAACGGUGUUUUUGUUGCUGCUCAUGCUGAUGGAAACUUGUAUGUGUAUGAGAAGAGUAAGGAUAGUGCUGCUGAAUCUUCUUUCCCUGUUAUAAAGGAUCAUACUCAAUUUUCGGUGUCUCAUUCAAGAUCCAGUAAGAGUAAUCCAAUUUCCAGAUGGCAUAUUUGCCAAGGUUCAGUAAACAGCAUUGCUUACUCACCAGAUGGGACAUAUUUGGCAACAGUUGGUAGAGAUGGCUACUUGCGAGUAUUUGACUACUCAAAAGAACAACUAAUUUUCGGUGGCAAGAGUUACUAUGGUGCUCUUCUUUGUUGCGCCUGGAGUCCUGAUGAGAAAUACAUUUUGACUGGAGGGGAAGAGGAUCUCGUUACAGUAUGGAGCAUGGAAGAUCGAAAAGUAGUAGCUUGGGGUGAAGGGCACAACUCAUGGGUUAGUGGUGUGGCUUUUGACUCAUAUUGGUCACCACCAAGUUCAGAUGACACAGAAGAAAAUAUUGUCUACCGUUUUGGUUCUGUGGGUCAGGACACAAAAUUACUCCUGUGGGACUUGCCUAUGGAUGAGAUUGUAGUGCCACUUCGCCGGAGUUCACUUGGUGGAUCUCCAACGUUUAGCACCGGUAGCCAGUCAUCCCAUUGGGACAGCACUUGUCCAGUUGGCACCCUUCAACCUGCUCCAAGCAUGCGGGACGUUCCAAAGCUCUCCCCACUAGUGGCACACUGCGUUCAUUCUGAGCCCCUAUCUGGCUUAGUUUUCACAGAGGAAGCAAUUCUCACUGCAUCUUGGGAAGGGCAUGUCAAAAUUUGGAAGAGACCAGGCGAACCUGAAAGUAAAUCAAACUCAGAAUCCCUGGUCGGUGCUAGUUCAAAGGACCAACCCCUCACGGGCAAAGGUUACACAGAAUUGUCGAAAAGCAAGCAAUUGGCUGAAAGUAAAUCGAACAACUCAAAAACCCUGCUAGGUGCUAGUUCAAAGGACCAACAAUCACUGACAAGCAAAGGUGGUGUUUUUAAUUUCAAAGAAAUGUCAAAAAGCAGUCGAUUGGGAUACCUUCCAUAGAGCUGAAUCUCCGUUUGAACCUGUAAUUAUGCCACUUCCAACGACUUGGUGCCUUCAGAUUAUCAUGUAAAUGCAUACCAGUAUGCACAGAGGACAUAAUCUAGCUCAAGGUAAUCAACGACAAUCUCUUUUAGAUAAGAGGGAUAGAGAGGCGUAGAGAGAGAUGCACUUGUUAUAAUUGUGUUGUUUUUUCGGGUUUUGCUAGAGUAGGUUUACAACUUACAACUCACCAAUGCUCACAUAAUGGUGACCGAAAAUUAUCCAUAGAACAAUACAUGUACAAAUGCCAUUAUUUUGCAUCUGCAGGGGCGCAAUCUUUUCAUUAUCCUUGUAACUUAAGAGAAUCUACUUUUGUAAUGAUUACCGAAAAUAAAACAACAUGCGUCUUCUUUGCUUGAAUUUUGACU